This is a messenger RNA of Recurvomyces mirabilis, 1047 nucleotides long. RefSeq lists its product as uncharacterized. Lineage: Eukaryota; Fungi; Ascomycota; Dothideomycetes; Mycosphaerellales; Teratosphaeriaceae. Gene Ontology annotation, molecular function: oxidoreductase activity, acting on NAD(P)H, oxygen as acceptor. The record is from RefSeq and is a predicted model, not a curated record. Gene Ontology annotation, cellular component: intracellular anatomical structure. The transcript has 3 exons. Bases 1 to 1047 code for a protein of 348 amino acids.
AUGUUCGCUCGCAGCAUCGUCAAGGCUGUGGCUAAACCUGGUUUCCGCCCAGCAGCUGCCUUCGUCGCCCCUCUCACCCGCGCCACAUUCUCGACCUCCGUCAGGCGGAGCGAACCGGAGGUCCCGGUCGUCAGCUAUGAGAGCGGCCAGCGCGUCGAGGAACGCAUCAAUUUCCCCGCUGGCCAGUCUGGACCUGUGAACCCACCAGGUGGCGACCAGACGAAGUCCGCACGUCCGUUGGGCGCAGACGCAGCCAAGCAUCUCACACCAACGCUAAGCAAGUUCACUCUGCCUGGCAAGGUCGCCGUUAUUACUGGCGGUGGUCGUGGUCUCGGCUUCAACAUGGCUCAAGCUCUCUCGGAGGUCGGCGUGCGUGGUAUUGCCAUUCUCGAUGUGCAGGAGGAUCUCGGGGACAAUGCUGCUCGUGAGCUUAGCGAGCAGACUGGUGUGGACGUCCGCUUCUACAAGGUCGACGUCCGCGACGGCCUGGGUAUCAAUCAGACGGUGCAGGACAUCGUUGAUCACUACGGCGCUCUCGACGUCCUCAUCAACGCCGCCGGUAUUGCUGACUCCAACAUCAAAGCCGAGACCUACCCGCACGACAAGUUCCGCCGCCUGAUCGAUAUCAAUAUCACUGGUACCUUCUUGGUGGCGCAGGCUGUUGGCAAUCAGAUGAUUGCCAGCGGCAAGGGCGGCAGCAUCAUCAACAUCGCAUCCAUGUCAGGCUCGAUCGUCAACUACCCGCAAGAGCAGUCAUGUUACAACGCCAGCAAGGCCGCGGUCGUGCAGCUGACCAAGUCGCUGGCCGCUGAAUGGGCUCGCUUUGGCAUCCGUGUCAACUCCAUCAGUCCUGGCUACAUGGACACAGCCCUCAACCGUGUUCCGGCUCUUGAGGCGCAGAAGAGAAUCUGGGUGGAUCACACCCCUCAGAAGCGUCUGGGCGAUGCGGACGACCUCAACAACCUUGCUGUCUAUCUUGCUAGCGAGGGCUCGGCUUUCAUGACCGGCAACAACUGCAUCAUCGACGGUGGCUACUGUCUUUGGUAA